AUGUGCAUGAAAGUCUUUGUCCUCCAACGCUGCCUCAGCGUUCAAAAUGGCGGCUGCGACGGCUACUUCGCAGAAUAUCUCGAACAGCGAGAAUGCAACCACAUGGCCCUCCCAGGCCUCCCGCAACAUGACUGCCGUGCCGUCUGGGCAGGCUUCGAAGACGAGCGCAGCGCCAAAGCCCUCCACCGCGACGAGUACGCCAAGCGCGCUCACAAGCUCUGCCCAGACUGCCGGGUCCGGGUCCGGCUAGCCUACGUCGAUAGCGAGGCACAGGUGGAGCGCCGGGGCGAGUACUCGGAUCGUAUGAAGUCCAUCAUGGACGACCUGACACAGCGCGCGGAGUUGGGACAGAUGGAGUUCAUGAACCGGGUGUAUCGCGACAUGUGGGAUGCGUCACUGGAGUUCGUCCACGGGGUGGCGAGGACGACUGAUGAGUCGUGGAAUGGGAUUGAGGCGGCGCUACGGCGGCACUUUGGGGAGAGCGGUAUGGGUUUGAUUGUUGUGGGAAACCUGGUUCGGGACUUGAAGAUUGCGAAGAAGGAGUUGCUUGGGCAGGUGAAGAAUUCGACUAUGGAGAUGGCGACGGCGCUGGUUGGGCCAAAUAUGGAUUUCCAGCAGAAUCUGGAGGCUGGUGGGUUCAACAGUGGCGAAGGAUACAUCAAUGACGAAUGGAGGCUGCAGAGAAAGGUGGCUGUGGAUGCCUCGAGGGCGAGAGCUGAAGCUGGGAACCUCGAAAGCGACGACGAGUUGGAGUUUCACUCUCAAUUCGUCCGGGCCGGUUGGACAUAUGAAUAA
Colletotrichum godetiae is the source of this 795-nucleotide messenger RNA. RefSeq lists its product as uncharacterized. The transcript has a single exon. NCBI's taxonomy places the organism in Eukaryota, Fungi, Ascomycota, Sordariomycetes, Glomerellales, Glomerellaceae. The record is from RefSeq and is a predicted model, not a curated record. The coding region runs from base 1 to 795 and encodes 264 amino acids.